GAGCAGACCGGAAGUUCCUGGUGCGCCGCCGAAAUAUGCCCGAGUGGCAACUGAUGAAACUUCGUCGUCAAAUUUCCAUCGCUUAAAAAGAGUAUGAGGCCAUGAGCUCCGACCAGACAGCUGGCAGACGGACUGACUGCAUCUCCACUGCUGAUGCCUGUAUUGAGCCGAGAGGUGCAGAUGAUGCGGUCUGUCUGGGUCCUCCGUCUGGAGUGAAGCCUCUCUGAACUACAACCAGAGGAACCAUGGACAAACCAGGGAGGUGUGCCUGUAAUGCUCAGGGGUGAGGAGGAGAGCAGCUGAGGAGGAGGAGAUGGGCUGCACCUCUGCCAAGCAGGUGUCAGCCGUGCCCAACGGUGAGGAGGGCCAGAAUAAAGCCUACAGCAAUGGGGACCUUCUCUCUGAUGAGUACAAGAUGAAAGGGGUGGAGAAAGUCAAGUACAUCAGUGGAGACGAGGGAGGAGUGGACGGACAGGACAGCACAGAGAAAAGUGCUCUCCUCGGUAAAGGUCAACACAUGGAUGAAACAGGGUCAAACGGGAAUGGAAAGAUUCUGAGCAUCCACUCCUCAGAGAGUCAGCAGGAAUUCUUCAGGAUGUUGGAUGAGAAAAUAGAAAAAGGCCGUGACUACUGCUCAGAGGAGGACGAUAUGACAUAGCACUGUGGUCGUGUAUCCGUCAGUCCCAAUAUCAAAAAACUUUCAUGGCAGUGUUAUGGAUGGAUCGUACCAUGUGUUACCAUGUAGAGGGGGACUGUCCCUCGUAUGUACACGCCUGUGAAAAACAGAUUACUGACUUGAAUCAAGCACCUUUUUGCGCUCCUGCUCACAACCUCAGUUCAUGUUCAUAUAUCAACCAAGAGAGAAAUGACCCCAAAUCAAAGAUGGUUUAGUAUUUUUAUUCCUUAAUGAAGCCAUUACAGGAUGCCAGAGAUGUUGGGAUUUAAAACACACCUGCUUUUCUUUCCCUCCUUGGAUAUAAGUCAUGGAACAUGGCCGUCACUGAGACUUCCUAUAGACAUUUGAAACUGUUGCACAUAUAAAUCAACAGCAGAAGCAACCCGCGCUCUCGUGGACACUCAGAGCGAAAAUAAUGUCUCUAUCUGCAUCAUUUUGAAUAUUUCGUCCUUGAAUGCCUCCCUGAGAAGUCAACAGUUUUGAAACUUCCUGCAUUCCAAGACACAGUAUGAACCUCUUUUUUACAGUACGUCGACCAGUACGGUGUGUUUGUCUGUCCAUGUCUGUUUCUGCGAUGAUGUAGAGUAUUUAUGUUGAAUAAGGCUCAGGGUUGAAGUGUUGUAAUCUCUGUCUCAUGUAGUCAAGUCCUUCCUACCAUUAAGACACUGUUGCACCAUUAAAAAGACACUCAUGCACUCACACUGCAGGGUUACUGACGUCCCCUGUGUCAGUAUCCGUCCCUACUAAAACCCCGCAGGGUGGACACAGCUACGUCACAUAGAAGUCUGAUUUCGCUCACCGGUGUUAUGUUGUGUUCAGUUUCUAUGUUGAAUUUUUGUUUUUCUAGAAAAAUAAAAAGUGUUUUCAGUAAGUUA
This is a messenger RNA of Epinephelus lanceolatus (giant grouper), 1551 nucleotides long. RefSeq lists its product as uncharacterized. NCBI's taxonomy places the organism in Eukaryota, Metazoa, Chordata, Actinopteri, Perciformes, Serranidae. The record is from RefSeq and is a predicted model, not a curated record.